Messenger RNA from Octodon degus (degu), 5126 nucleotides. It is a transcript of the gene St3gal6, whose product is annotated as ST3 beta-galactoside alpha-2,3-sialyltransferase 6. The coding region runs from base 485 to 1375 and encodes 296 amino acids. Gene Ontology annotation, biological process: glycolipid biosynthetic process. NCBI's taxonomy places the organism in Eukaryota, Metazoa, Chordata, Mammalia, Rodentia, Octodontidae. The transcript has 10 exons. The record is from RefSeq and is a predicted model, not a curated record. Gene Ontology annotation, molecular function: beta-galactoside alpha-2,3-sialyltransferase activity.
GCUGGGGAGGUGGCGCUCCGGACGCCCCUCCCCUCGGGCUGGGACUGAGCCGCAAGGCGCCGCGCUUGGCAGAGCCGGGGCCGCCGCCGAGCGGGAAGUGGAGCACCGGCCGUCCCUCAUUUCGGCUGCUGCAGUUUUCCAAACAAACCGGGCGCGAUGGGAGUGUCUUCUUGGCCGUGGAGCUCAAUCCUCCUACCUCGUCCUGAAGCCACCCGCCGUCCUUCCUCGGCCCUUCCUUCGCGGUGAUUUUCCCGUCCGGGACCCGCAGCCAGGACGUGGGUCCGGUGUCCGCCCCGCGAGAAAGCGUUUGCAAGUGAAGGACCAGCACAGCCCUGGUCCUGGACUGUCUGGCAGAGGACCGCGCAGUUCAGCAGUCGUCCUGCCAGGCCUUCAAGGCUGGUCUCUCCUGUCCACAUUCUUCACUGUCAGGAACAGAGGGACUUGGGAAAUCAAUUCCUACAAGUGCAGGGUACCACCUCUGGAAAUGAAGCAGAGAAAUAAGAUCCAGCCCUGUUUAUCAAAGCCAGCUUUUGCCUCUCUCCUAAGGGUUCCUCAGUUUCACCCUUUUCUGUGUACAGCCGAUUUUAAAAAGAUUGCUUCCAUGUAUGGUAGCAAUAAGUUUUAUUUGCCCUAUGGGAUAAAAACAUCAGCGGAGUAUUUUCGACUUGCUCUUUCAAAACUUGAGAGUUGUGAUCUCUUUGAUGAGUUUGACAAUGAACCAUGUAAAAAGUGUGUGGUGGUUGGUAAUGGAGGAAUUUUGAAGAAUAAGACAUUAGGAGAAAAAAUUGACUCCUAUGAUGUCAUAAUAAGAAUGAAUAGUGGUCCUGUUUUAGGACAUGAAGAGGAAGUUGGGAGAAGGACAACCUUCCGACUUUUUUAUCCAGAAUCUGUUUUUUCAGAUCCCAGUCACAAUGAUCCUAAUGCUACGGCGAUACUCACUGUUUUUAAGCCUCUUGACUUAAAGUGGCUGUCAGAAUUGCUGAGUGGUGGCAAAAUAAAUGCUAAUGGAUUUUGGAAGAAACCAGCCUUAAACUUGAUUUAUAAACCUUAUCAAAUCAGAAUAUUAGAUCCUUUCAUUGUAAGGACGGCAGCUUUAGAUCUGCUUCAUUUUCCAAAAGUGUUUCCCAAAAAUCAGAAACCCAAACACCCAACAACAGGAAUUAUUGCCAUCACACUGGCAUUUCAUAUAUGUCAUGAAGUUCAUUUAGCUGGUUUUAAAUACAACUUUUCUGACCUUAAGAGUCCUUUGCACUACUAUGGGAAUGCCACCAUGUCCUUGAUGAAUAAGAGUGCAUACCACAAUGUGACUGCAGAGCAGCUUUUUUUGAAGGACAUUAUAGAAAAAAAAUUUGUAAUCAACUUGACAGAAGAUUGACCCUACUAACUCAGAAGAUUAUGCUAACAGUAUUAGUUUUAUUUUUAUACUGGAAUUUUUAGUUUAUUUUUAAAUAUGUUGGAUGGACUUGUCAAAUAAUUAUGUAUAUUAAUCUGUUGCUGCCUGGUGAUUCAUAACCACCAGCUUAAUCUUUGUGAAUAUAUUUAUGAAAACCAAGAAUUAUUUAGUUAAUUAUUUAGUUAUCAGGGAAAUAAGUUUUGAUUGCAUUGUUUUUAAAAUAAGUUUUUGAGGUAGUUUAAAAAAACAUCUUACGGUUAUUUCAUUUUAGACUUUUCAAAGAAUGUGGUUUCCUAAGCAAGGAGACUUUACUGCAAUUUUGACUAUGAUGUGACAUUUGGAGAGGUAUUAUUUGGUUAAUGUAAACACAGCAGGUGGGACAAUGCUAUGUGACCAUACCGUGAUACAGCAAACCAUAACUGCUUGGCUGUGGAAAGUCAUACUGCUUUCAUUCACUUUCCUCCCUCUAAAGUUAAUUAAGCCAUGAAUGUGAUUAGUAGUUAAUUUGAUAGAAGGAAGAUAGUAGACUUUUUUAUUUUUCUCUUCUUAAGUUAAAGGAAAUAGGCAAAACAGACAGUUCUGAAUGAGUAAAUUAUUAAAUUAAAUUACAAAACUCUGGGCGUUUUGCAUUAUUUAAAAAAAUUCAAAACCUUUUUACAAUUAGAUUUGGCAUAAUGGUGGCAAAAAUAUACACCUGGAUCAGGCUGAGUUUGUGAUACAGGCUUAAGCAGGAAUUCUGAAUUUGAUGUUGCAGCUCAUGGAGUAAAAAAAAAGGUGUUAGUAGGUGUUGGCUGGGUGGCAGAAAUAUGAAGUAUGAGAAGAUGGUCCACGGUAAAAGAGCCAGAGAUGCCACCUAUCCCAUUGAUGAGCUUCAGAGGAAAUGGCAAUGGCAGAGUGGAUUUGCCAUUUUAAACCUAAUCCACCUCCCAGGAUGAUCCAGAAAAUGCACCCUUCACUAAGAACUUGAGAAACAGGUUGGAGGCGAGCACAGCAUCCUUGAGCUAUGGCAUGGCUUAUCUCUGCAUGCUAGGCCUUACAAUGGGGAGCAUCGUUACUCAGUUGGAAAUUUAAGGGCGGUGGGUUUGAUUGGAUAUUAGAGUGGCAGAGGUCAAACUGGUAGCCUUGCUAAAGACAGCAGAAGCUAAACAACGAUCAGAGUGGCCCUGGCUGACUAGCCAGUGUUCCCAAAAGUGAAAUAAGGAGCCUACAAAAGUUUUACUAGAUUUAUGUAAUUGAAAAAAAAUGUAAGGGCAAAUGCACAGAAACCUACUUUGAGUCAUACUAACAGGAAAUCACAGCCCCUCAACCAGUUCUUGGAGUGUUUACAGGUCUGGAACCCCUUGAAUGAAGGGGAUGCCUGGUCCCUUUGAGGAAGGACUCAUGCACCAAAAGCUUCUAUGGUCACUCUUUCUCCCAUCCUUCCCCAAAAGGACCUAAGGCUUUUUGCUCAGGUGAAUGCACUGGAAGAAGGGAAAUGCUCAGACAUUUCAGGGACUACUGGUCAUUGGUUCGGAAUUAACUUUGAUCCCAGAGGAUUCAAAACGUCCUUGCGGCCCUCCAGUAAGAGUCAGGGCCUAUGAAGGACAGGUAAGGUCCAGCUCACAGUGGGCUAGGGAGCCUUGAAAUCUAUCCUUUAGUCAUUUCUCUUGUUCCUCAGUGCACAAACAAGAUAGAUAUACUUAGUACUUGGCAAAACUCUUACAGUGGUUCCUUAACCUGUGAGAGCCGUUAGGGUUGGAAAGGCCAAAUUAAAGCAGUUGCCUUUGCCUGUUAAAAUAGUUAAGCCAAAACAGUAUCACAUCCCUGGAGCGGCUGUGGAGGUCAGUGCCACGCUCAAGGACUUGAUGUGUGCAGGGGUGGUGGUUUCCACUGCCUCCAGAUUUAGGUCUGCGCAGGAGAAAGGAAUCUUAAGAGAAUGAUGAUGGGUUACAAUAAACUGAAUCAAAUGCUGGCUCUGACUGCAGCUGAUGUACAGAUGUAGCAUCCUUCUUCAGUAACACAUCUCCUGGGACUCAGUAUGCAGCUGUUGAUUUGGCAUGUGUCUUCCCAUGCCUGUCCAGAGGGACUAUCCAAAAUUUGCUUUCAGCUGCCAGUACACUCCACUGUCCUACCUCAGGGUUAUAGUAGCUCUCCAGCCCUGUGCCCCCACUCAGUUUGCAGGGAUCUUAACCUUUUUCUCUCUUACCAGGUAUCACACUGGUCCAUUACAUUGGUAUUAUGCUAAUUGCACCAAGUGAGCAGGAGGUAGCAACCACUUUAGAUUUGUUAGUAAAUCAUUUGAGAGCCAGAGGAUGGGAAAUAAAUCCAACUAAAAUUCAAAGUCCUACCUCUGAAAUUUCUAGAAAUCCAGUGGUGUGGGGAAUAUAGAAGUAUCUAAGGUAAAAGGCGAGCUCUUGCAUCUGGGUCCCCCUACAACCAAAAAAGACACAAUGCUUAGUAGGUAGGCCUAUUUGGAUUUGGGAAGCAGGUCAUUCCUCACCAAGUGUUUUAUUCUUGGCUUAUUUACUGAGUAACUCAGGAAACUUAGUUUUGAGAAAGACCCAGAGUAAGAAAAAACUCUGCAAGGGGUCCAACUGCUGUGCAGUCUGCUUUGCCACUGGGGCCAUAUGAUCCAGCAGAUCCCAAUGUACUUGAAGUGUCAGUGGUGCAUGGAGAUGUUUGGAGUCUCAGUAGGCCCCCACAGGUGAAUGAAGCAUUUAGAAUUUUGGAGUAAGCCUCUGCUAUUAUCUGCAGACAACUAUUCUCACUUUGAAAGAGUUCCUAGCCUACUACUGGGCCCUAAUGGAAACUGAAUGGUUGCCUAGGGAAUACCAGGUCCAUGUGAUUGAGUUGCCCGUCAUGAGCCUGGGUACUGUCUAAUCCACUAGGUCAUAAUGUUGACAUAUACAGCUAUGUCAAAAUUAUAUGGCAAUGGUGAAUGUGGCUUUGAGCAGAUUAAUCCGGUACAAGUAAAUUACAUGAGGUCGCCCAGCUGCCCAUGGCUCCUACUCCUGCAGUACUGCUUUGUUCCCCAGAAUGCACUUGUGUCCUCAUGGGAUGUACAUGAUCGGCUAGCAGAGAAAGGGCCAGCUUUCCAGAUGGUUCUGCAUGUUAUGCAGACACCACAAGCAAGUGGACAGCUGCAACAUUAUAGCCUCUAAGACAUCUCUGAAGGACAGAGAUAAGAAAUCUUCAGUGGGCAGAACUUUGGGUGGUGCACCUGGUAGUACAUAUUGCCUAGAAGGAGAAAUGGCCAAUGUGUGACUAUAAUUUAUGGGCUGUACCCAGUGGUCUGGUCACAUGGUUAAGAAUGUGGAAGGCACAUGACGGGAAAAUUGGUAGCAAAGAUCUGGGGCAGAGGUGUAUGGAUAGAUCUCUACUCAUGGGAAAAUGAUGUAAGAAUAUUUGUAUCCCAUGUAAAAACUCACCAAAAAUUGUCCUCAACAGAAGGGGACAUCACAAGAAAUGGUAACACUAUGGGUCUAGAUGUCACCCCAAAGUUUCAUGCAGAGAGGCUUUUCAGAGUUGAAUGGACAGAGAUUGCAUUUUGCUGCGACUGGCUUAUGUUGCAAUGCUAGGACCAAGUGUGCUAGAAUUAAGAGUGAAUGCUAUCUGCCUUAAGGGCCAAAGGCUAGCUAUGACAUAGAGAAAGAUGCUGCUCACUUCCUUGCUUCUUAUGUCUUCUGCCUGCCGUGAACUGUUGUUUCUCCUCCACAGCGCUCAUGAGCCAACCACCCUGCCUGCAGCCAGCCAA